Cygnus atratus (black swan) is the source of this 2521-nucleotide messenger RNA. It is a transcript of the gene FRS3, whose product is annotated as fibroblast growth factor receptor substrate 3. The coding region runs from base 157 to 1647 and encodes 496 amino acids. Gene Ontology annotation, cellular component: cytoplasm. Gene Ontology annotation, biological process: cell surface receptor protein tyrosine kinase signaling pathway. The transcript has 6 exons. NCBI's taxonomy places the organism in Eukaryota, Metazoa, Chordata, Aves, Anseriformes, Anatidae. The record is from RefSeq and is a predicted model, not a curated record.
GUGGAAGAUGGGGCAGUUUCCCUCCUGCUCUAGGUGACUGACACCUGCUUGCCAUGGAGUCCCAAAGGAGAUAGAGGGACAGUAGUGGGAAUUUCUUCUCACCCUAUAAAAACACCCAAACAGUUGCCUAAUGGGAUUACCUCUCCUGCUGACGUCAUGGGGAGCUGCUGCAGUUGUCUGUGCAGAGACAGCAUCCCAGACAACCACCCCAGCAAAUUUAAGGUAACGAACGUGGACGAUGAAGGCAACGAGCUGGGAUCUGGGAUCAUGGAGCUGACACAGACGGAGCUCAUCUUGCACACUCACAAGCGGGACGCGGUCCGGUGGCCCUACCUCUGCCUGCGCCGCUACGGCUACGACUCCAACCUCUUCUCCUUCGAGAGCGGCCGCCGCUGCCAGACAGGGCAGGGGAUUUUUGCCUUCAAGUGUUCCAGAGCGGAGGAGAUCUUUAACCUGCUCCAGGACCUGAUGCAGUGUAACAGCAUCAACGUCGUGGAGGAGCCGGUUGUCAUCACCAGGAACAGUCACCCCACGGAGCGGGAGCUCUCCCGGACCCCCCAGGCACCCAGCAGUCUGGGGUACACCGUCCCAGGAUUUCCCAAUGGAUUUCACAGCUUCUCUGGAGAACCCCUGUCCUACUCGGCAGCCCGCCACCCCUCCGUGAGCAGCCUGAGGCAUUCCUCCGUGGGUGAAGACUCUACUCAUGCCCUCAUUGGGCCUGACGAGCAGUCCCACACCUACGUGAACACGGCCAAUGGUGAUCAGGAGCCGAGGGGCCGACACUGUAUGCACUCCUUGCCUGAAGCCCACCCUCCUUUCCCUCAUAGGAACCGCAGCUGCUCCCUCGAAGACCGCAACCCCCAGGUCUUUCUGCAGCCAGGGGAGGUGAAAUUCGUGUUGGGCCCCACGCCCAACUACAGGCGCAUCUCUCGGUACCCCCAGGAGUGCAGGACCCACUUCUGCGCCCCCAACAACAACAACGAGUGCGAGGGUGAGUGCCCCUCGCCCCAGUGCGUCUACGAAAACGUCAACGGCUUGCUGCCCCCCGGCAGCUCGUCCCUCUGCCGGGCCGGGCGCUUGAAAGUCCCCCGGGAGGACGUGGGCCCAGCCGGCUGCUCUCAGCGCAGGGCAGCCUUGCUGCACUACGAGAACUUGCCCUCGCUGCCUCCGGUGUGGGAGUGCCAGCCGCUCCGGCGGGGCGAGGAGGACGCUGGGGACGUGCUGACGCCUUCCCCCAACGGCUACCCCGAGGCUGGCGAAGAGGAUCCCCUGCAGAACUACAUGAACUCGGAGAGCACCGCGCUGCACGGGGGCAGCAGCCUGCGGCGCGGCGGCUUCCUGCCCAAACCCCGUCGGGGCUGCGUGCCCAACGUCUUCAGCUUCGAUUUCCCCCGGCCCCGGCUGGAGCAGCCGCGGCAGCUCAACUACAUCCAGGUGGAGCUGGAGGCUGAGCCUCGCAAGGGGCACGCGAAGCCCCCGGCCCCCUGUGCUGCACCUCCUGGUGCCCACGAAGCCCGCCGGACGGACUCCUACGCCAUCAUUGACCUCAAAAAGACAGCAGCCAUGUCCAAUUUGCAAAGGGCCCUGCCGAGGGAUGACGGGACUUCGCGGAAAACUCGACAUAACAGCACUGACCUGCCUCUGUGAGGGGCGCUGCCGAGUGCGAGCACUGUGUUGUGGCUUUGGUACCUGCCCUUCAGUGUGACUUCCGUUCGCCAUCGCCCUCUGCUUCCCCGUUACCCCAUUUCCUGGUGUCAUGGGAUGGGUCCUACAGCUGAUGUUAAGGCUAGUCUGUCCGUCUGUCUUCCCCUCCCUGUCUCUCCCGUGUAGUUUGUUUUAUAAAGCCUUACGGGAUACUGGAAGCCGCUGUGUGGAGGUGAACAGAGGGGCAGAAGGUGGCAGCAGGAGGUGGCGCUGUGCGGGUGCCACCUCGGACAGGGCUAACUCUGAUUUUCCGGCAGCUCCGUGGGCAGUGCAGGCAGCCUGGCUGCAGAGCCGGGGCACGGUGGAGAGGCGGUUCCAAAAACGAGGUGCUGGGGGAGCUCCACAGCAAAUCAAGCUCAAACCCAUCUCCCGUGGAUUUCACGGCUCCGGGGGCAGCGAGCUCUGCGGUCAGGCCACUCCAAAGUCAGUCUUGCCUUGUGCUUUCCGUGGUCCCUGACGCCACGGGAGCUCAUGCUGCAGUCUUUCCCCCCUCAGCUUGCUCCUUUCUCCCUCUGCGCUGUUUCCUUGAAGCUCGCAGAAGCUUCUCAUCCUUCUGGCCCUUUCCCAGAUUUGAUUUAAAUUGGGCGACUCUAGAAAUUAGUAGAGGAGGAGACACAGCCAUGGACACAGACACUGUGAUCACACAAACCUCACUUCCUGAAGACGCCCUGCUUAAAAAGAGGAGGGGAAGACUGCAAGGAUGAGAGAUUGUAGGUUUGCGAUAGAAGCCUUCAACUGUACUGUACACUGUUUUGAUUUUUAAGGGUUCUUUUUGGUGGCUGUUCAGAAGUGCCGUUGACUUGUUGAUUUAUUUAUU